Vigna unguiculata (cowpea) is the source of this 926-nucleotide messenger RNA. Its product is annotated as NDR1/HIN1-like protein 10 pseudogene. Lineage: Eukaryota; Viridiplantae; Streptophyta; Magnoliopsida; Fabales; Fabaceae. The record is from RefSeq and is a predicted model, not a curated record.
CGCACCAUUUCCUUCUCACAACAAAUUCUCUUCACCCAUUAUAACUUCUAGUUACAUCAACCUACACAUUUUUUCUUCUUUCCUUCAUUUAUCAUUCUGCGUACACCAAGCAUGGCCGAUAAGCAACCCCACCUGAACGGCGCCUAUUACGGUCCAGCCAUUCCUCCGCCGGCGCAACCACGCUACCGCCAUCACCAUGGAAGAACCUGUUGUUGCUGUCUCUUCGGAAUCUUGUGGAAGAUUCUGGUUACACUCAUCGUCCUGGUUGGCCUCGCAAUCCUCAUAUUCUGGCUGGUUGUUCAACCCCGCUCCUUCAAGUUCCAUGUCACGGAAGCUGACCUAACCCAAUUCGACUACAACGCCGACAACAGCACCCUCCAGUACAGCAUGGUCCUCAACUUCACCGCACGCAACCCCAACAAAAAACUCAACAUCUACUACGACAAAGUGGAGGCAUUAGCAUUCUACGAGGAUGCCAGAUUCUCCAAUUACGAUGUCAUAACGCACAUGAACUCGUUCCGGCAGUACACGAAGAGCAGCAGCCCCAUGAGCGCUGUUUUCUCAGGCGAGAAGGUGGUGAUACUAGACAAUGGACAAGUGUCUGAGUUGAACCAAGACAAGAGUGAUGGCGCUUACGACUUCUAUGUGAGGCUCAACUUCAGGAUUCGAUACAGACUCGGGGAUCUCAUAUCUGGUGACUUCAAACCCAAGGUUAAAUGUCACAUCAAGGUUCCCUUAGCCAACAAUGGCUCUGAAACUUUGUUUCAGACCACCAAGUGCGACGUCGAUUACUAGACUACAUGUUUCAUUUCUUCCAUUGAUUUUCGAUUUUUCUUUCUUUACCAUUUUUUAUAUUUUAAUAAUGUACCUUUUCUUCAAAUUAUAUUUACGUAGAUACCUCUCUAGAAUUGCCUUUCACUUCUAUA